CUCCCCUUUAUUUCAGGCCAGUGGCUUGAUGCAGAACGUUUAACAUUGCCUCGUUGAAACACACACACACAGACACACUCACACCCACAUACACAUUCAAGCCAAAGCCCACCGUUUUCUUUGACAGUCUGUCUGUAUCUCAACUCAGUCUGAAACAUAACUGGUGUCAGUCUGCAGAGACAGCGCCACAGCAUUGACUAGCCAUGCGUCCAUCAAAUUCAAUGAGCUUUGAACCUGGGAUGGAGCGAGGUGUUCCCUGGGGUCGCGACCUCUUCACCUUUGUAACAUCAGCAGCCGGUCACAUGAUGCGGACACUCCAAAGACCAAGAAAGAACCGUCCGUCCAAACGCCAAGUCAACCACCGACGCUUUCUCCACAACAUGAUCCAGAGGUGAGUGUUUUUCUGAUAAGAGUGAGCAACAUAACAAGAUGGAUAUUAUAUUGUACACUCUCUCAAACAGGAAAUUUGCAGAGAUAGAAGCAGCCAAUCACCAACUUGCAUCUGUCCUCUUUUCAACGGAUGCGGCGAAUAGCGACACACCAUCCCCAUCACAACAUCCAAUAAUGGUUGACCAAUCUGACAGCGCCUCUAAAGCUCCCAAAAGUGCGGGUGCACUCUCCCCUUGUUCAACUCCAACUGAAGACCUUGCAGUUGAACACAGUGAACCGGGGGACUAUUUGAGCCUCAGCCCACAGCAACACAUGGACCAGUCCAACGGCAGCCCUCCUCGUGAGAGAACAGACAGACAGGGGCUCAGAUUAGACGACCCAGCGGACUGCGGAUCACCGAGAUCAUCAGGAAAAACGAAAGACUUGGAACGAGGCAGGGAAAACCUUCCCACGGAGCCCUUUGGAUGUGAAAUGGCUUCAGAGGAGAGCCUUUGUAGCUGGAUUGACAGCAUUAGGGAGAAAUAUGAAACACAGCUCAGACAAGAGUCCGAUUCAAAUACCACGCUUCCACCUCUGAACCAGAGGGCUCUACCAGAAAACCAAGACGUGUCAACUAUCAACCAGACUCCCCUGUCACCUGUACUCUCCCAUUUGUCCCUAGACUCUUGUGACUUUGGAGUCACAGCGGCCACUGAGAUUUCCGUCUGCUGCCAGUCCCAAAACAACGUGGCCGACGAUGACACAGUGGAGAGCCAGAGAAUGGAUAUGAUGAGGUUUUGGGCCUCAGAGGAGAAGCCACUGGACGAUGGGAGUUUUGGGGACUUCGUGGACCCCCAUCUUGAGACCAUAUGGGGGUCUCAGGGUGAAGAAGGGAACCUAGCCACUAAGUUGCACAUUGAUGAUGUCACAUUUCUGAAUCAGUCGGACAGUUUCAUAGAGAAGUGGAUGCUCUGCACCAGCAGCACUGACAGCAGGUCUGAGAUGGAGCUGAUUGACUGUUUCAGCGGGCAGUAUGACUCUGGACAUGCAUACAGAUGCUCUGUAGAUCCAGUAUCAGCCAUUAGAGACUUCUUAAAUGGCCAGGGCAGCUCACAGUGUUUGUUGGAGAGUGCUUUGGAGAGACAAGGUACAGAUAGGCAGCUCACCUGUUUGAAUGACACCCCAAACCAACUCUACUCCUCCAUAGGCUACCACUGUAACCUUCCAGACACCAACAUGCUUCAGAGCUCUUGUCCUCAACCCGAUAGUACCUUCUCAUUGGUGAAAGAUGACUUGAAUCAGAAUUGUAUUCCCUUUGCAGGAGUGGCUAGAUCCUUCCCUGCCCCAAUCCAGACCCCUCAUUCACAUCAGGUUCUAACGCCCCCCCUGGAAAAUGAUUGGCUGUUCACGGAUAUCAUGGAGGAUGGAGGCCUAUCAGUGUGAGUUGUGCAUCCUGCUACCAAAUUCACAGCGGUGCCACAAGAUGAAAAGAAAAAUCUAUUGUUUACCCACAACCGAUAUAGUUAAGGUGCCAAAGGCCAAAUGUAGAAUAGAAGAAAAUACAAAAAGUUUCAUCUGAAGCAGAAUUCAUGAUUGAGCUAAACCCCAAAAAACAACUGAACCCAUCCGGACCACGAACAGAUGAGGUACAGAUUAUGCUAGACAGGGAGCUAAAUCAGACAUCUUUAGGAAUAAGUACCCAAAAAUAGCCACUAGAUGUCAGUGGCUAUUUUCUUCUACAUAAGACCUAGAAAUAUUUGAACUAAAUCAUGAGAUAAAAAAUAUAGUGUAUGUUUUUUAACAAUACCAAUAAUACCAAAAUGAUGUUGUUUUGUGCUUGGACAUCAGAUUUUUUUCACAUUCCCAUAGGUGUCUGUAAAUAUCUUUAAAGAGGCAAUAUGUAAGAUUGUUACUGUACUACUAGCAGUAAUAAGCAGAAAUGACGAGAAGAAGGCUCCGUAGCCACAGAUCGAUCAGAGUGCCCAUGAUGACACGUCCAACGUCAAAAGCGCCUACAAUGGGCAUGCUAGCGUCAGAAUUGGACCUUGGAGAAGUGGAAUUCGGUUGCGUGGUCCGAUGAGUCCUAUCACAUGGAUAGGACUCAUCCGCGUAUUCAUGUGGACGUCAAUUUGACAGGUGCCACCAACAUAAACAUUAUUGCAGACCUGGUA
Messenger RNA from Esox lucius (northern pike), 2540 nucleotides. RefSeq lists its product as uncharacterized. The record is from RefSeq and is a predicted model, not a curated record. The transcript is spliced from 3 exons. The coding region runs from base 430 to 1812 and encodes 460 amino acids. Lineage: Eukaryota; Metazoa; Chordata; Actinopteri; Esociformes; Esocidae.